Messenger RNA from Aspergillus steynii IBT 23096, 1209 nucleotides. Its product is annotated as M20 family metallopeptidase. Bases 1 to 1209 code for a protein of 402 amino acids. NCBI's taxonomy places the organism in Eukaryota, Fungi, Ascomycota, Eurotiomycetes, Eurotiales, Aspergillaceae. The record is from RefSeq and is a predicted model, not a curated record. Gene Ontology annotation, molecular function: dipeptidase activity. The transcript has 3 exons.
AUGGAGUGCAAUCGCGUGAUGGAUGAAUACAUAGCAAGUCUAGGGCAAAGAUUGCGAAAUCUAAACAAGAGCAUCCAUGAUAAUCCCGAGCUCGCAUAUGAGGAACACCAUGCCCAUGAGACCGUAUGUACUUUCCUGGAAGAGCACACCACUAUUCCGGUGACUCGGAGGUCAUACGGCCUCGCCACAGCAUUCGAGGCCAUCAGCGGAUCUAGCGGGAGAUGCGUUAACUUCAAUGCCGAGUAUGAUGCUCUUCCGGGUAUUGGACAUGCUUGCGGGCACAAUCUCAUUGCGACGGCGGGUGUGGCAGCCUUCCUGGCUCUAUCGCAUUUGAUCGAGCGAUUUGGAAUUUCUGGACGUGCUCACCUGCUGGGCACCCCUGCGGAGGAAGAUGGGGGCGGGAAAAUCGACCUGUUAAAAGCUGGCGCGUACGACAAAGCCGAUGUCUCAUUGAUGAUACACCCAAUGUCAGACGGCUCUCUCCAUGAACUCGGCAUUGCGGGAGUAGCAGGCCAGACAUCUAUCUCCUGCUUCGAUCUAAUCUGCACAUACGAGGGCGUCAGCGCCCAUGCCAGUGCCAAUCCCUGGGAUGGAGUAAACGCCUUGGACGCCAUUGUCUGCGCAUACAACAACAUCUCCAUGCUCCGGCAGCAAAUCAAACCCGAAGAAAGAAUCCACGGAGCAAUCAUGGAAGCCCCCAAGAUCACCAAUGCGAUACCCGAAAGGACAGUCACCAAAUACACCGUCCGCUCACCGUCCAUGAAGAACACAGUCGCCCUUGGAGAGCGCGUUCGUGCAUGCUUGCAAGCAGGAGCUCUCGCAACAGGCUGUAAGCUUCACAUCGAAGAGACUGAGAUCUAUGCCGACUUGCGCGUGAAUGAGCCUCUCUGCGGCGAGUUUGCCAAAUGUAUGAAGGAGCAGGGAGAACAGGUCCAGGAUGUAGCUAGUAGCCCUAUCCCGGGCUCAACGGACCAGGGAAAUGUCAGCUACGCUCUUCCUGCAUUGCAUGCUAACAUUGGCAUUCCGGUCUCGAGCGGUGCGCAGCCGCAUACUCACGACUUUUGUACGGCUGCGGGGAGACUAGAAGCUCAUGAGAUUAUCCUGAAGGCUGCGAAGGCCAUGGCAAUGACGGGUUGGGCUCUCUUGACGGAUAAUUCAUUGUAUGGGGAGGUUAGGGAUGCUUUUGAUCGGGACUGUCAACUACGGUAG